Molecule: messenger RNA, 2541 nt
Organism: Cajanus cajan (pigeon pea)
Lineage: Eukaryota; Viridiplantae; Streptophyta; Magnoliopsida; Fabales; Fabaceae
Product: Phototropic-responsive NPH3 family protein
Molecular function (GO): protein binding
Source: RefSeq, a predicted model, not a curated record
UUAUUGUUAUUAUUAUUAUUAUUAUUAUUAUUAUUAUUAUUAUUAUUAUUAUGGCUACAAUAUUUUUAAUAUAUGGUUCUUGUUCUUUACUUAUGCCAAGGCUUUUAACUUACGAAACUGCCGCUCCUUUUUUUAUUUAACUUUGCUUUACUUUACCAAGACCGUUUAUGCCGUCGUGAUCAUCCUGCGUCAUUUUCUGUUCUUUUUCUUCCAAUUUCCGAGUUUUUUUAAUUCUUCUAUUUCUGGGGGCUAUGCUCUUUGUACCAUACUUUUGAGGGUAAAAAAAAUAUGUUGUGUUGGUAGAGUAACGGGGAAAAAAGAUGUUGGUAGAGUAACGGGGAAAAAAGAGGGUCUUUGCCAUGGCUCCAGCUGGGAAGCUUUCUGGGUUUCGUCGAGAAGGCAGUGACUGGUUCUGCAAUGGUGGACUGCCAAGUGAUCUCACUGUUUCCAUCGAGGGUGUCACUUUCCAUCUUCAUAAGUUCCCUCUUGUAUCAAAAUGUGGAAAAAUUGCUAGAGCACUUGAAGAGUCCAAGAAUACUGAUAACAAGACUCUGACAAUGGUGCUUGAAGAAUUUCCUGGUGGUCGUGACGCUUUCUUAAUUGCAGCCAAAUUCUGUUACGGGUCUCGUGUGGAACUGACAGCCAGAAAUGUAAUAUUGGUCCACUGCGCUGCAGAAUACCUUGAAAUGACAGAUGAAUUUGGAGAAGGUAACUUGUUGUCAAGAUCAGAGAGUUUUUUCCAUAAAAACACACUGCGCAAUUGGAAAGAUUGCAUAUUGGCUCUCCAAAGUUCUGAGCCUGUUCUACCAAGAGCCGAAAAGCUUCAUUUGGUGGGCAAGUGUUUGAAUGCUCUAUCUAUGAUGGUUUGCACGGACCCAAGUCUGUUUGGAUGGCCCAUGAUGAUGUAUGGUAGUUUUCAAAGCCCUGGUGGAAGCAUUCUUUGGAAUGGUAUAAACACUGGUGCUAGAAUCCGGAGCUCAGAAUCCGAUUGGUGGUUUGAAGAUAUCUCAUAUCUCAGCGUGAGUUUGUUUGAGAGGCUUAUAAAGACAAUGCAAGCGAGAGGUAUAAGACCUGAAAGCCUUGCUGGUGCCAUAAUGUACUAUUCUAGGAAGCACUUGCCGGGUUUGGGCCGGUGGCAGGGUGGACAAGGUGGCAAGACAAGAACAGUUGCGAGUUUCAGCUUGACGCCUGCCACCAUUGAUCAGAGGGUUCUGUUGGAAAGCAUUGAGAAACUUCUUCCUGACAAGAAGGGAAAAUCUUAUUGUCGUUUCCUGCUGGGACUUCUUCGUGUCUCUUUGAUAUUGAAUGUCAGUCAAACUUGCAAGGAUUCUUUAGAGAGGAGAAUAGGGAUGCAAUUGGAACUUGCAACAUUGGAUAGUCUUUUGAUUCCUACUUAUUCAGAUUCUGAUGCAUUAUAUAACACCGACUGUAUUGAACAGAUAGUCCAUUACUUUAUAUCUACAGAAUCAAAUUUAACUUCCUUUUCUCCUUCAUCGCGUGACCUGCAAGCAUCAGCAUCGCCAUCAUCUGAAUCAUCAAGGAAAGUUGCCAAGUUGAUAGAUAGUUACAUUGCAGAAAUUGCUUCUGAUGUUAAUCUAAAACCGGAAAAGAUACGCCGACUUGCAGAGGCUCUCCCCGAAUCAUCAAGAUUAUUGCAUGAUGGGCUUUACAGGGCACUGGACAUAUAUUUCAAGGCUCAUCCUUGGCUCUCUGAUAGAGAGAAGGAAGAACUAUGCAACAUCAUUGACUACCAGAAACUCUCAAUCCAUGCUUGUGCUCAUGCAUCACAAAAUGAUAGGUUACCCCUCAGAGUUGUUCUUCAAGUGCUGUUCUUUGAACAACUGCAUUUGAGAACAGCAUUAGCUGGAUGUCUCAAUGCAUUGGAUGGCGAAAUCGCUCCGGCAGCUGCUCCUGUUCCUAUAACUGCCCUAGGCGAUAUGGCAGGCGAAAUUGUACAAAGGGAUGGAUGGGUGACCGUUGUGCGCGAAAAUCAGGUCUUAAAGGUGGAUAUGGAUAGGAUGAGUUCUAGAGUUGGAGAACUUGAAGAAGAGUUCAGUAAAAUAAAGCAAGAAAUGAAAACUGUGACCAAAUCUCACAGUUCCCGAAGCUCGCCUCGGUUGGUUGCCAGGAAAAUAGGGUGUAAGCUUGUCCCCCGACCUUCGGAUGCUCAACCAGAAUCCCUCAACCGCACCGGAUCCACACCGAGAGCGUCCAUAGAGCGGGCACGGCGUUCCCAUAAGUCCAAACUCUCAGAAAGUUUUACUUGAGUAUCAAGAAACCAGAGUCCCUCUUUAUUCAUAUAUACAUAUAGCAGUGUUGUGUGGUUUUAAAUUUUUUGUACGAGGGAAAGGGAAGGAAAAUGUUUCUUAAUGUAUUAUUCCUUUUUUAUUUCACCAGUUUGCAUAUGUGAACAUUUUCCAUUUCUUUCCCUCGUGUAAAGUUUGUUGUACACUUGUGUAGGCAAUUUCACAAAUUGUCCUGUUUGUUCGAGGAAUAGCUUCUGUAUUUAUCAUCCGUAUAAAUUUAUUCUUCAUUUGGAGA